Xiphias gladius (swordfish) is the source of this 3233-nucleotide messenger RNA. Its product is annotated as C-X-C chemokine receptor type 3-like. Gene Ontology annotation, biological process: immune response; G protein-coupled receptor signaling pathway; inflammatory response. The record is from RefSeq and is a predicted model, not a curated record. Gene Ontology annotation, cellular component: membrane. The transcript has 3 exons. Lineage: Eukaryota; Metazoa; Chordata; Actinopteri; Istiophoriformes; Xiphiidae. Gene Ontology annotation, molecular function: C-X-C chemokine receptor activity. The coding region runs from base 586 to 1683 and encodes 365 amino acids.
UCUUUUGUGUAUGUGAGUUGAGGAAAUUUGGCAGAGGCGGCAACAGGAAGGCAGGGUGACGGCUGACAAAAUAAAAACAGUCCAGUUGGGCAGCAACAGAAGUGCGUGUUCUCACUUUCCCUACGUGUAGGUCAAGAAAAACGAUGCAGCCGGUGGAUACAGUAGGAAACGUGCGUAGUGCGUCCGCUUUGUAAAAACACGCAGCUGGUGAGCGCAGCUUCUCGUCUCUUCUCCGGUUGUUUCUCCCGCAGUUUCGGUUCUGCACACUCCCCCCUCAGCUCACGUAAACACCCGAUUCACCCUUGAAUUUAAGUUUGGGUGAUUCCGACAGUUUAGUCGCGAACACGCAGAAAGAUCCGGCCGGAGUUGACGGGCGCCCGACAGUUGCUGCAGCUCGUCCCCCCCCCCUCCUUCACGCCGUCCAAGAAAAAAAAAAAAAACUAGCGACACUAGUUAUCUGUCCAAAGUGCGCUGAACCUGGUGUGAAGUGAUACGUUCCGGCUUUUGGUUUUAGUGUCAUCGGUUCACAGCGCACGGACAGGUCGUCCUCCGACUCUGCAGCUGAAGCCCUUCAUGUAGAAGAAAAUGGACGUGGAACUUGGCGGAUUUCUUAACCAGAACAGCACCUAUGAUUAUAAUGAGGACUAUAUGUAUAAUGAGGAAGGCAGUGAGGCGGUGUUGAUCCCGGUCCUGUACUCCGUGAUGUUAGUUGUAGGUCUGCUGGGGAAUGUGCUGCUCCUGGCUGUUCUGGCACAGAAGAGGCGAUCUUGGAGCGCAUCUGACACCUUCAUCCUUCACCUCGCUGUCGCGGACAUCCUUCUGUUGGUGACGCUGCCCCUCUGGGCUUUACUGGCAGCUCAGCAUUAUGGAUGGCGCUUUGGAGGUUUUCUCUGCAAGAUCAGUGGAGCUGUUUUUAAUAUCAACUUCUACUGUGGGAUGUUUCUGCUGGUUUGCAUCAGUCUAGAUUGCUGCCUGUCCGUCGUCCACACUACUCAGCCGUACAUCCACCUGAAACCUGCGUUAGCUCAUUUCAGCUGCCUUUUGGUCUGGCUCCUCUCCCUGCUCUUCACCAUCCCUGACUGGAUUUUUCUAAUGGCUGGGGAAGAUGCAAAACAAGAGAAAACACUGUGUAUUCACAACUAUUCUCAGUCAGGAGCCCUCUGGCAGCUGUUGUCACGCCUGCUCCACCACACAUUGGGCUUCCUGCUGCCUGCAGUCACCCUGAUCUUCUGCUGGUCCUGUAUCCUGCUACGGCUGCAGCGCAGAUCUAAAAGGCUCCAGAAGCAGAGAGCCAUCAUGGUCAUCCUGCCCCUGGCCGUGGUCUUCUUUCUCUGCUGGACGCCAUACAACAUCACUCUCAUCGUGGACACCUACAGGAACAGCUCAAAGGAACCUCACAAAGGUUCAUCUGGAAAUCCUGAAGGUUCCCUGGAAACAGCUCUGAUGGUCACAUCUGCUAUGGGCUGCCUUCAUGCCUGCCUCAGGCCUCCGGUCUAUCUCAUCCUGUGUGGAAACUUCAGGAAGCGAACUCUGGGCUUUCUGAGAUGUGCUACAGAUGAAUCUACAGGUUCGCUGUGGGAGUUGGGUGUGGGCGAGAAAGCCCUGCCUGACCAGAGUCAGGAGGGGGAAGAGCUAAAACAGAUCACAAGUGUAGAGCAUCAGGUGCAUCCAACUCAGUGCUGAUGACCAGACAAAAAUGUCCUCCUGUGACUCAGAAGGGAAAUGAACAUUGUUCCACCCCUGGAGGAAUUGAGUGUGAACUCAUGUCAUGGGUUCAAGGGGGUCGAGGAACGUAUUCUGUGAAAUGAUGAGAAAUACCAAAAAAUUACUCUCUCACGUUGCACUUGCACUCACUAAUGUGAAGGUCUCAGAGUCGUGUCAUUGUGACAAGUACUGCUGUUCUUGUAUAUUUGGAUCAUUAUUGCACAACUUUAGCUUGUUACCCUAAAUCAUGAUUUUUAUUAUUCAAUUGUAGCUAUAUAUAUUUUUUGUGUAUUAAUAUUAUUGUGAUUAUGACCAUUAUUAUUUAGAGUACAGCGUUUUUAUACAUUGUGAAAAAUCUGUUGUGUCAGUGAACAGUUUUCAGUUGUUAAACAAUCAUCAUAAAGCUAAUGCCAUAAUCAUUGAAAUUCGAAGGAAUAUAAGCUCUUAUCCUUGCCUGUGUUAAUGUGUGCCUGCAUUUACGGUCUGCCACAGUUUAUAACUUUAUUUCUGAAAACAUAUAGACUGUUUCACUUUUAAUUUUACAAUUUCAGUUUUCAUUUUACAAGUUACAUGUCACUUCUGCUUUACUUUUAGCAGUAAAGACUGUGGAUUCCACAAUUGCACAGUGACUGUGGAUUUCUGUGUGUGGCCAUGAUGCAGUGAGGGAAUUUCCCUCUGCAAAUCCCAUGGUCUUUUAUCUUUUCGACUUCACUGUUGCAAAAUGGAUUUGUUUGGACUGUAGGAAACAGGAUGACAGAAACAGGUGGUGAGGUCAUCGGUCAGGUGACAGAGCGAGAACAAAACGCCCCCUUUUCAUAGCUCUCUGUUUACUCUCAUCUGAAGACUUGUCUGUUGGAGGGGAGGGAACUGUGGACUGCUUUGUGUGUAAGGGCAGUUGAAUGGAAACAGAGAAUGUUGUUCGGUAAAUAGGGGAAAGAAGGGGAGUUAGGAAAGUUAAAAUCUUCAUAUAAACAUCACAGCACAUGUUGUGCAGAGUGCCAGCUCUGGGGUCUUACCACCACACCGCUGCGCAGGUUAUAGCCUGCCCAGGCAAGCCUGAGUUCUGGGCUCAGUGCAAGAUAAUAAUGUUAGCAGGUGUAAAUGUGACCUGAAAUAAAGUGUACUUUCACAAUUAGCUAUUCUUUUAGAAAUACUCGAUGUACAAUAAUUGCACACUUGAAAAGAAACUGUUUCCUUUCCCACAGUCCUAUAUUCCCUCCUCUUUUGCUGUAACUUCAGUGGCACUGAAGUUCAUCCAGAGCUGAAGCCUUAUGAAGAACGUCUGAGAAAUGCUGGUUGAGUGUAACAGCAGCAACUCAUCAUAUUUAUUGCAUUACUUGUUAUAAUUAGUCUUGAGCACUGCAUCAGAUUGAAGUGGGGUUUUUUUUUUCUGCUUUAGACAGUUAGCUAAGAUAGAGACAAAGACUUUUCUUGAAUGAUCAUCAGCACCAACAUAAACCUUGUUGUCCACAAGACAGGGAAUUGACCCCCCUCCCAAAAAAAAAAAAAAAAAAAUCAAGGCACACUGC